UCAUGAGCACUUGUAUUCAAUGGUUCCUGCAACUCUUUAUCUCUCUUACCUUACCACGUGUUGCUCUGUAUGAUAGACCAUGGCCAAUGUAGAAAGAGUCGUGGUAAUGUGUGUAUAGUGUUUGGUGUUUAACUUUAUUAAUAUGAUUUGACAUCCAUUUGUUGCAGGGAAAUUGCAUGCGUUAUUUUACUGUUAUUUCUGUUUUUCCCGUUUGUUCCAAAAUAACUCAACAUGAGUUUCUGGAAGACAUUAUCAUGCCUGAAAUCACCUUGUGAGAUUCUAAACAGGAGAAGUUUGUCAGCAUCAACAGCUCUGAGGGACCAACAUAACUGUAGACUGUUGGUUGUGGGUGGUGGAGCUGGAGGAUGCAGUAUUGCUGCCAAAUAUGCUUCUAAACUUGGGAAGAACAGAGUCAUUAUUAUUGAUCCAGCUGAUCGACACUAUUAUCAAGCAAUGUUCACAAUGAUCGGUGGUGGAAUGAAGAAAUUAAACCAGUCUUACAAACCAAUGGAAGAUGUUCUGCCUAAACAGGCUUUGUGGCUUAAGGACAAAGUCACUGAAAUAGACCCCAAGAAGAAUGAAGUGACCACUGAAAAAGGAGAUAUAGUGCAGUAUGAUUACAUGGUUGUUGCUACUGGUAUAGAGCUGGACUUCACUAAGAUUCCAGGUCUAUUAGAGGGUCUCAAGGAUCAUAGGAGUGGUGUAUGUUCUAACUACUCUCCAUUGUAUGUUACAAAAACAUAUGGCUGCAUACAGCGCUUGGACAGUGGCAAUGCAAUCUUCACAUAUCCUAAUUCACCUGUUAAGUGUGCAGGGGCUCCCCAGAAGAUUGCUUACAUCACAGCAGACUACCUGCAACGGAAUGGUAGACGGAAUGUGAACGUGUUAUACAAUACAGCACUGCCAGUUAUAUUCAAAGCUCCAAAAUAUGCCACUUCUCUGUGGAAAGUGGCUGAGAAGAAGAGAGUAAAAGUAAAUUUGAAUGUUGACUUGGUAGAAGUACGACCAGACAAAAAACAAGCUGUGUUUAAAUCUUUAUCUAAACCAGAUGAAACAUUUGUUCAAGAGUACCAGAUGUUGCAUGUCUGCCCUCACCACUGUCCAACACCAGUGAUAGCCAAAAACAAGGAAUUGUCAGACUCUGUGGGCUUCCUUAACAUUGAUAAAGGCACUCUGCAACACAUCAAGUACCCCAACAUUUUUGGCAUUGGAGAUUGUACAACCCUUCCCACCUCAAAGACUGGAGCAGCAGUUGCUGGUCAAUUGGGUGUGCUACGAAGAAAUCUGUCGGCAGCAUUGGAAGGGAAGACUCCAACAGCAAUUUACGAUGGAUACACAUCGUGCCCUCUGGUAACAGGAUAUGGAAGCUGUAUCAUGGCAGAGUUUGACUAUGACACAAACCCCCUAGAGACCUUCCCAUUUGACCAGGGUGUAGAGAGACGCACCAUGUUCCACAUGAAAAAGGAUGUAAUGCCAAUACUGUACUUCAAUCUGAUGUUGAGAGGUCUCUGGGAGGGUCCUGGUAUUUUCCGCAAAAUAAUGCACUUUGGAUUUUCAAAGUAAAAGUUCUUCAUUUGAACAGGACACUCUGACAAUAAUAUAUUUUGGUGUACAAGAAAGAGCUUCUGUUUUUUUCCAGAUCAACGUCUGUGUUCACUUGUGUAGAUAUUGCAAUGUGAUACGCCUUACAGAUUUUGUUAGUCAUGCUUAUUGAAGUACAACAGUUCUGGCAGUCACAAAGUUCUGAGUUCAAUAAUUUGUUUACAUAGCCAGAUCUGGCAUAUUUUGACAGCAUCAUCUGAUUUCUUGUCCAUAGGUUUUUGCUGGAGUUCAUUGUAUAACUUAAGCUUUCAGGUGAGAGCAGUGUUGAAUGGUUUGGUGUUAACCAACAUUUUGACAGGUGGAAAAUGGUAGCUGCAGUGUUUACCUAAAUGUUGGUUAACAUCAUAUGUUGGACGUGGCUCUCACCCUAAAGCUCAUCUGAAUAUGGAGCAAAAAUUUACCCCUCAGAUUAAUCUUGAUUCUUCCUUUUCUUGUUUCUGAUAUACAAGCAAAACAAAAAUUGCGUGAUUGGGAUUCUAAGGUGAGGGGAAUAUUGCAAGUGGUCUCAUAUGGGUAUAUUUAUGGUUGUUAAGACUUUGAUGUGUGCUGUACAGCAUUUUCACCCAUAUUACAGAUACCUUGCAGUGUGUUUUUGGAAAAGAAUAUGACAUAUAUUAAUACAGGGAGGACUGUUCUUCUGUGUGGUAUAUGUACAUAUUGAACAGUGGGUUAAAGUUCAAGCUUUUCAUAUUGUUAAUAUAUCCCUUCCAAAAAUUAUGUUUAUUGGUGAAAUAGACACCAUCCAGGAGUACAUAUUUUUGUGAAACAAGUAAAUUUGUAAAGUAAGUGCAAAGCCUGGUUACUGAAUUCUAAAAUAUUGUUUUCAGAGAUUGCUUUGUAUCAGUAUUGGAAAAUGCCAAUUGAAAAUGAAGUGGGAAAUUCUUUAGUUCUAACCAGUAUAUCACAUUCAAGUGUUUGUACCAUAUACCAGUAAUACAUACAGACAUAAUAUUCCUUGAAUUGUGAGUAACAUUCAUGAUGGUUAUGUUUGGCGUAUGUCAGUGAAAUGCAAUGGUCAUGCUGUGGACUUUGAUGUAUGUUUUGAAUUCAUUUAAUUGUGACAGGCUGGUAUGUAAAAUAUUGUACUUUAUGAGUUUAGAGGUAUAAUUUGGAAUCUAUUAUAUUUAAUAUGAUUUUUUAGUACGUUAAAACUGGUUCAGCAAAUGUUUUUUAUCUUGGGUUAUUUCAGAGUUACUUGAAGAUUUUUAAGUAUAGUAUAUAUGUUCUGGUUUGAGGAAUUAUAAUUCCUUGGCUUACUGGCAUUUUUUCUUGUGUGAAAGUUGCGGAUAUGUGAAUAAUAUAUGGAAAAUUCAGUAUUAUUGCUUGUUACACAUCAUUUGUAAUAAAUUACAGUAACUGAAAAAGA
Messenger RNA from Zootermopsis nevadensis, 2968 nucleotides. It is a transcript of the gene Sqor, whose product is annotated as Sulfide quinone oxidoreductase. The record is from RefSeq and is a predicted model, not a curated record. NCBI's taxonomy places the organism in Eukaryota, Metazoa, Arthropoda, Insecta, Blattodea, Termopsidae. Gene Ontology annotation, cellular component: mitochondrion. Gene Ontology annotation, molecular function: sulfide:quinone oxidoreductase activity; FAD binding.